This is a messenger RNA of Haemonchus placei, 252 nucleotides long. The record is from the annotation of a GenBank genome assembly. NCBI's taxonomy places the organism in Eukaryota, Metazoa, Nematoda, Chromadorea, Rhabditida, Trichostrongylidae.
AUGCGAGAUGACCUCAAGUUUCCUGACAUCAAUGGGGAAGCCAUUAGAUAUCUCACUCGCAUUCGUCAAGAAGUUUUUGAAAGCCAUGAACGUCGUGGAAUAAUUCCGAGGUUGGAUAAUAUCAUGGCAUCCCUGAGUGAACCAUUAUCACCGGAGUGGAUCGAUUAUGUCCUGUGCUACAUACCCGACGUAAGCGUCAUGCCAGUUGAUGGACAGGUAUUUGUCGCUUGGAAAGGCAAACCAUGCACUUAA